Molecule: messenger RNA, 1125 nt
Organism: Triticum aestivum (bread wheat)
Lineage: Eukaryota; Viridiplantae; Streptophyta; Magnoliopsida; Poales; Poaceae
Product: cytochrome P450 81Q32-like
Exons: 3
Coding region: 47-979 (310 amino acids)
Molecular function (GO): monooxygenase activity; iron ion binding; oxidoreductase activity, acting on paired donors, with incorporation or reduction of molecular oxygen
Source: RefSeq, a predicted model, not a curated record
GGUGAGGUUGUUGUCGUAGAGGAAGACGGAGCGCAGGGACGUGGCGAUGGACAUGUCCCUGGAGGCGCAGGAGUUCAAGCAGGUGGUGGACGAGAUCAUCCCGCUCAUCGGCGCGGCCAACGUGUGGGACUACCUGCCGGUGAUGCGGUGGCUCGACGUGUCCGGCGUGAGGAGCAGGAUCCUGGCCACUGUGAGCAGGAGGGACGCCUUCCUCCACCGGCUCAUCGACGCCGAGCGGCGGAGGAUUGGCGGUGCCGGCGACGAGGGCGAGAAGAAGAGCAUGAUCGCCGUGCUCCUCACUCUGCAGAAGACGGAGCCGGAGCUGUACACUGAUCAGAUGAUCAUCGCUCUGUGUGCGGUAAGUCACUUUUCCACUUGGUUGCUUCUCACAUACCCAAGUACUUCAACUGCGAGUAACACGGCCAUGUCACUUAGCUGGAUGAAUCCCACUUCCAACGUGUUUAUUUCUAGUAAUUUAAUUUUGGCCUUUCCCACUCUCAGCGCCGACGACGUGCCCCGCCUCAGCUACCUCCAGUGCAUCAUCAACGAGACGCUACGCCUGUACCCGGCGGCGCCGCUGCUGCUGCCGCACGAGUCCUCCGCCGACUGCAAGGUCGGCGGCUACGACGUGCGGAGCGGCACCAUGCUGAUCGUGAACGCGUACGCCCUCCACAUGGACCCGGCUGUGUGGGAGGACCCGACGGCGUUCCGCCCGGAGCGGUUCGAGGACGGCAAGGGCGACGGGCUGCUGCUGAUGCCGUUCGGGAUGGGGCGGCGGAGGUGCCCCGGCGAGGCGCUGGCGCUGCUGACGGUCGGGGUGGUUCUCGGGACGCUGGUGCAGUGUUUCGACUGGGACCGGGUGGACGGCGUGGAGGUGGACAUGACGGAGGGGGUGGGGAUCACCAUGCCCAAGGCCGUGGCUUUGGAGGCCGUGUGUAGGCCGCGCGCGGCCAUGCGCGAUGUUCUUCAGAAGCUCUGAAGGAUCGAACUUCUUGGCAUCUCAUAUGUACAGUAGUUUCCAGUAGCAUUGGCCCAUAUGUACAGUAGUUUCCAGUAGAAGUGGGGGUGACUGCGGGUUGAUAAUUGGAAACUGCAGGGGGUUUUCUGCAAAACUGCGUGCGCUGA